AUGAAGCGGGCCGUGCUGAAGGUGUGUCUGAAGGUGUGUCUGGGCGUUGCUUUUGGGUCUUCCCCUCUGUGGCUGGUUUUGGGCGGCAUAGAAUGCAUGCAGCUGACGGCGCGGCCCGACAAAGGCUCAUCAGUGACGGUGUCAGUUGGCCGACCCUCGGACCAGUGUACAGUGUGUACUGUCAGUGGGGUCAACGACACGCAAACGUCGUGCCAGUCCAUUCUUACUUUGGAGCCUGAGAAGGAAGUCAAACUACUCUUCAAUUGCUCCCAUCCCGUAGAAAAGUCUUACCUGGUCACUAUCAGUCAGUCCAUCGAAUGUACCAAGGACUCAUGCACACCUACUGCAGGAGAAACUGAUCCAAACCUCUGGAAGGACUUCAAAAGAACCCUGAAAUGGGACAUCAGUGUCCCAGAGAGGACCAUCCUGACUUUGGAACUGCCUAGCGACAGCUUGAAGCAGGUAUCGGCGGAAGACAAAUGUCAAGAGGGCCCACAGUACUCUGUGAGCACAACCAGAAACGACGGUCAGAUCAAGACCAACAUCUACUGCAGAGGUGGACCCAUGUCCAAAUUGGAUCUCAUUGGGAGGACUUCCUUGACCGUUGACGUGCCCCAAGGAGAAGAAAUGGACAGGACCAUUUUCACUGCCAGAGCAAGACCCAGAGGCAAAACUGGCAGAAUGCUGUCAGUGACCCCUGACCCGGAAACCAUCAUUAUUCUCAGCAGAGACACAGUCGAACCCGACUGCAGCGUGUGUUUGGGCGUACCGCCGGAUCAGAAAUGUGAUCCAAAAAGCCUCAUCUUGAGAGAAUCUCGUAACACGUCUGUGGAUUUCACUUGUCCUCAACCUGAGGAGGUCUUCAAAGUGGAGAUCAACAGAGAAAUCGAUUGCACAGCGACUUCCUGCUCUGGUGAUAUCGUCCAAGCCGAGUCCUCGCUCUUCCCCGACUUCAACCGGACUUUCACCUGGGACCUGAAAGUCAGUUCCACUCGAGCUUUCCAACUGGACUUCCCUGAGCCAGGAAUGAAGCAGAUUUCGAACGGAGAUACGUGUCCAGAUGAGCACACCUAUGUUCUCGUUACCUACCUGCGAACUGGCCCCGCCAACAUCGGAACCUUCUGCAAGGGCGGUUCUGUGACCAGUGUCCAGGUGCGCUACAAGGGCCGCGUCUCUCUACAAGUGCCAGGAAACAGAAAGAUGGAUGCCGUAGACUACAAACUCAGUGUUGGGCCUGAGACCAGCAUGGUGGCCAUUGUGAAAGUCAAGCUUCCACGUGGCGUCUCUGACACGACCUUCAUCGCUGCCAAUUACCCUAAUGAUUUCCCUGACAACCAGCAGAUGCAGUGGGACUUUGCUGUGCCCGGAAUGCACAACUACAGCGUGCAUUUUCAUGAUCACAUGGCGCCAGAGUGCCUCAGCAAGGAUGUGGAAGUAGAGUACAGAAAACAGGACAAAAAGAUCAGAGCGGGUCUGACGGACAAACAGCCAGAGCAUCAACAAGGAAACUUCGGAAUGGUGUUGAAGAACUGUGAAACCAACAGGACUUUGCAAGGACUCACUUUGAAAUUCAGCGUGUCCACUAUGAGAAGUGGACAUCCAGUUUUGUGCACAGUCGACCUGAGCAAACAGCAAAAAGUGUCCCUGAAAAUUGAGAAAGUGGGUGCCGAUCCCUACUGCGAGAUGAAAGUAAAUUCACAGCUUUCAAACAAGAUAAACGUGGCUGCUGGUAGUCAAGCCCAGCUUUCCUUCCUAGACUGUCCCAAUGAAGAUGUGCGAUUGACAGCAAGUGAAGUUAUUGAGUGUCAGAGUGCGGCUCCCUGCUCUGAGACCCUCCUCACCGUCCCCACGUUGGAUUCCUGUUUACGGAUGCCUCUCCACAGCUUUACCUGGCACCUCACCAUCCCUCAGGAUAGGACCAUCGAUCUGGUGUCGCCGUCAGGGAGUCUGCAACAGUCGGUACCCGGCCAGGAGUGUAAGGAUCCCGUCUCCCUGCACGUUGAGGAGAGCGAAGGCUUCUCCGUGGGAGACUUUUGCUCGAACGGAAUUAUCCAGAAAGUUCAAGUGCACGCUAACAUCUCCAUCACGGCGACCACCCGGGACUUUAGCAAGACCAAAGGGCCUUUUCUCAACGUGACCUUCAGCAAAGAGAUCCCAGAGACCAUCAUUUAUCAAGUCAGCCCUCAUACGAGCACUCCAACAAUGCUGGCCACCCCCAACUGGCCCAAAGGAAUGAGGCCUUCGUCCACCGUGUCCUGGAUCGUCUCUUUGCCGAGCCAGUACCAGGCGGGGGUCCAGUUCGUCAACGUCAGCCAACCCAAAUGCAACGACAGACACACGGCCAUCAAGGUGAAGAUGUUGGACUCCGAGGAGGAGCUCCUGAGCCGGCGGGAGGAUGAGAAAAUGGACGACAAGCUCCUGGUGCCUCGCAGCUUCUACCUCAACAUGUCCAACUGCAUACCAGAAGAUGGAAAUUUUGGCGCAGUCACCAAAAUCGUUUUAGAGCAGAAGAACAAUCUCUUGGCUAUCCUUCUCGGCAUAGCGGGGGCACUUCUUCUUCUACUCAUCAUCUCGGCGGUAAUCUGCUUCUUUGUCAAGAAAAAGAAAAAAGAUCGCAUGAACAAGGAGGCGUCCAUCUACAUGGGCAGAGGGAAUAUUUUCCGUCCCGGUGAAAGACAAUUCAGCAAAGCGCGGUCCGACAACGAGUCGCACGUAUACGCCUCUAUUGAUGACACGAUGGUGUACGGUCACCUACUGGGAGACACCAGCUACGCGGACAGCAUGCAAGAGCAUUUCAAAGGAAUGCAGUUGGACUCCUACCACACCUUCACAGGGCCCUCGGAGCUGCCCGUCAUCAACGAACCGGAGCCGGAACCCGAGGUGGACCACUUCAACACGUUCUUAGACCCGUCCGAGUCGUUCCUCCCGCCUCGUCCGCGCACGCCGAUCGACCGGCAGGAUAGCCUGGGAUUUCAAGAUCGCAGAAUGGUAGACAAUGAACUGUACACGUUCAGAAACACGGGGGAGAUGAACACUUUCCGCCUGUCGGGUGCCGACAUGGAACCGGAACCGCCUCCGUUGGAGGAGUUCUUGUAG
Messenger RNA from Nerophis lumbriciformis (worm pipefish), 3096 nucleotides. Lineage: Eukaryota; Metazoa; Chordata; Actinopteri; Syngnathiformes; Syngnathidae. The record is from RefSeq and is a predicted model, not a curated record.